AUGCGCGGGGCUGCGCGGCCGGGGCCGCCGGGCCGGGGCCGCCUCCCGGGGAGCCGCGGCCUGAGGGCCCCGCCGCCGCGGCUGCUGCUGCUCCUGCUGGCGCUGCCGGCGCUGCUGCCCGCGCCCCGCGCCGCCGCCGCCGCCGCCGCCCCGGCCCCGCGGCCCCCCGCGCUGCAGUCGGCGGCCGCGGGGCCCAGCGUGAGCCUCUACCUGAGCGAGGACGAGGUGCGCCGGCUGCUCGGUCUUGAUGCAGAACUUUAUUAUGUGAGAAAUGACCUUAUUAGUCACUAUGCUCUAUCUUUUAACCUGCUAGUACCCAGUGAGACAAAUUUCCUGCACUUCACUUGGCACGCAAAAUCCAAGGUUGAAUAUAAGCUGGGAUUCCAAGUAGACAAUUUUGUGGCUAUGGACAUGCCCCAGGUCAAUAUUUCUGCUCAAGGGGAAGUUCCACGCACUUUAUCAGUGUUUCGGGUCGAGCUUUCCUGUACUGGCAAAGUAGAUUCUGAGGUCAUGAUACUUAUGCAGCUCAAUUUGACAGUAAAUUCUUCAAAAAAUUUUACAGUCUUAAAUUUUAAAAGGAGGAAAAUGUGCUACAAAAAACUUGAAGAAGUAAAAACUUCACCCUUGGACAAAAACACUAGCAGAACUAUUUAUGAUCCUGUACAUGCAGCUCCAACCACUUCUACACGUGUGUUUUAUAUCAGUGUAGGGGUUUGCUGUGCAGUAAUAUUUCUUGUAGCAAUAAUAUUAGCUGUUUUGCACCUUCAUAGUAUGAAAAGGAUUGAACUGGAUGACAGCAUCAGUGCCAGCAGCAGUUCUCAAGGACUGUCCCAGCCCUCAACUCAGACGACCCAGUACCUGAGAGCUGACACCCCAAACAACGCAACUCCUAUCACCAGCUCCUCAGGUUAUCCUACCUUGCGGAUAGAGAAGAAUGACCUUAGAAGUGUCACCCUUUUGGAGGCCAAAGCCAAGGUGAAGGACAUAGCAAUAUCCAGGGAGAGGAUAACUCUAAAAGAUGUACUUCAAGAAGGUACCUUUGGGCGUAUUUUUCAUGGGGUUUUAGUGGAUGAAAAAGACCCAAAUAAAGAAAAACAGGCGUUUGUAAAAACAGUUAAAGAUCAGGCUUCUGAAAUCCAGGUGACGAUGAUGCUCACGGAAAGUUGUAAGCUUCGAGGUCUCCAUCACAGGAAUCUUCUCCCUAUUACCCAUGUGUGUAUAGAAGAAGGAGAAAAGCCCAUGGUGUUACUGCCUUACAUGAAUUGGGGGAACCUCAAAUUAUUUUUACGGCAGUGCAAAUUAGUAGAGGCCAAUAAUCCUCAGGCAAUUUCUCAGCAAGACCUGGUCCACAUGGCCAUUCAGAUUGCCUGUGGCAUGAGCUACCUGGCGAGGAGGGAAGUCAUCCACAAAGACCUGGCUGCCAGGAACUGUGUCAUUGAUGACACACUUCAAGUGAAGAUUACAGAUAAUGCCCUGUCCAGAGACUUGUUUCCCAUGGACUAUCAUUGUCUGGGAGACAACGAAAACAGACCCGUUCGGUGGAUGGCUCUUGAAAGUCUAGUUAAUAAUGAGUUCUCCAGCGCUAGUGAUGUGUGGGCCUUCGGGGUGACGCUCUGGGAGCUCAUGACUCUGGGCCAGACGCCCUAUGUGGACAUCGACCCCUUCGAGAUGGCGGCCUAUCUGAAAGACGGCUACCGAAUAGCCCAGCCCAUCAACUGUCCUGACGAACUGUUUGCUGUGAUGGCUUGUUGCUGGGCCUUGGAUCCAGAGGAGAGGCCCAAGUUCCAGCAGCUGGUGCAGUGUCUCACCGAGUUCCAUGCAGCCCUGGGCGCCUACGUCUGACUCCUCGUGGUGCCACCACUCCCAAAGGAAGGUUCCUGGGGACCCCACUCGGCUGGGCACAGGCGCUGUUCAUCCUGAGGAACCCGUGGCAGUACAUCUGUCUUCCAGAACACCGUGCCUUAGAAUGAAUGCUUUAGAACCUGAACUCUGAGAAAUGGACUUCAUAAUGUGGAAUAUUUUCUAGAUAACAAUUUUAUUAGAUUGAACUGAAAAGGGUUUUGUAAAUUUUUUGGCCAAAAAAAUUUUAAAACAUAGUUACUUUGGAUUAGGGGUACAUUCUUAAAAAAUAAACAAGCGUUUUGUUUUUUGGGUUUUUUUUUAAUUGUUUAAACAGAUAUUUUGAAUAGCUAUCUUAGUGCCAACUGCUUUUUACUUUUGGACUUCAUCAAGAUAAUGUAGGUGAUUCACCUUUAAAGUUUUCGUAAAUAUUUAACACUAGUCUUGGGAAUGGUUUGUCUUCAAGAUGCAGUACUUUUCUUGGAGGACGAAAACAAAGAAAAGUUAGAGAACAAAAGAAUUUUAAUGAUUUCUUAGAGAUAGAAACUUCCCUUUCGCAGAAAAUGUUUCUUAAAAAAAAAAAAAAGAAAGAAAGAGAAAAAGAGUCCUGCUUUCUUAUUUUAGGGAAAGUAGAAAUUUUCUAAAUUUGGUAAAUUUGCUUUCCCAUGAGACAGAAGUAGGUCUGGGAUGUCAGCAGUAAGCAAUGAGAUUUUAUUUAUUUUUACUCUCUGGAAAAAAGAGAUAACAAUUCCAGAACGUCAGAUCAUAUUUCUAAGGUUAGGAAUCACUUUUAUUGCACCCGGAAUAGUGCUAUGCACAGAGUGGGUGCUUUUGUUAUUGUGGGUAAGGAAAUGUAAACUGAUGAAUUUUGUGCUUAUCUUCAAUGCUGGCUUAAGUAUAAAAAUUGUUUUUUAAGACACUUGAAAAAUUAAAGGAUUUGUUUUAUAUUA
This is a messenger RNA of Sorex araneus (European shrew), 2789 nucleotides long. It is a transcript of the gene RYK, whose product is annotated as receptor like tyrosine kinase. The transcript has 15 exons. Gene Ontology annotation, cellular component: signaling receptor complex. NCBI's taxonomy places the organism in Eukaryota, Metazoa, Chordata, Mammalia, Eulipotyphla, Soricidae. The record is from RefSeq and is a predicted model, not a curated record. Gene Ontology annotation, molecular function: ATP binding; protein kinase activity. The coding region runs from base 1 to 1842 and encodes 613 amino acids. Gene Ontology annotation, biological process: protein phosphorylation; axonogenesis; multicellular organism development.